Molecule: messenger RNA, 1036 nt
Organism: Anolis sagrei ordinatus
Lineage: Eukaryota; Metazoa; Chordata; Lepidosauria; Squamata; Anolidae
Gene: HACD1
Product: 3-hydroxyacyl-CoA dehydratase 1
Biological process (GO): very long-chain fatty acid biosynthetic process; sphingolipid biosynthetic process; fatty acid elongation
Cellular component (GO): endoplasmic reticulum membrane
Molecular function (GO): 3-hydroxyacyl-CoA dehydratase activity
Source: RefSeq, a predicted model, not a curated record
AGGAAGGAAGGAAGGAGGGGAAGCGAGGGAGGGAAACCAUGGCGCCCAGCGAGGAGGACGGGAACGGCUCGGCGGAGGAGAAGGAGAACGGGAAGAAGGCGGCGCGGCGGGGAAGCGCCGUCACGACGGCUUGGCUUAUUUUCUAUAACAUCACCAUGACGGCCGGGUGGCUGGUGUUGGCUAUCGCCAUGGCACGGUUUUACAUGGAAAAAGGCACAUACAAAGGCUUAUAUAAAAGCAUCCAAAAGACACUUAAAUUUUUCCAGACUUUUGCUUUACUUGAGAUAAUCCACUGUGCAGCUGGAGUAGUGCACACUUCGGUGCUUGUGACUGGGGUCCAAGUGUGUUCCAGGAUCUUCAUGGUGUGGUUUAUUACACAUAGUAUUAAGCAGAUCCAGAAUGAGGACAGCGUUAUUCUUUUUCUGGUCGUAUGGACUGUGACAGAGAUUACUCGAUAUUCCUUCUACACAUUCAAUAUGCUUAACCACUUACCAUACUUCAUAAAAUGGGCCAGGUACAAUUUUUUCAUCAUCUUAUAUCCAGUAGGAGUUGUUGGUGAACUUCUAACUAUUUAUGCUGCCUUACCCUAUGUGAAGAAGUCGGGCAUUUUUUCAGUGAGACUUCCCAACAAGUAUAACGUCUCUUUUGACUAUUACUACUUCCUUCUCAUCGUCAUGGCCUCCUAUAUACCAUUGUUUCCACAACUGUACUUUCACAUGCUCCGUCAAAGAAGAAAAGUACUUCACGGUGAAGUGAUUGUAGAAAAGGACGAUUAAAACAGCCCUUGCCAUCCAUGGUGCUUUUCAGAGUAACAAACCAAAUCUGUAACAAGUUGCACAAGUCCAGAUUUGACGUAAUGGAGCAAGAUUAACCAGUCCAUGCAACCAACAUAGGUCCUUAAUUUUGCAAUACCUAUAUUGCAAAUAAUGCAAAUGCUCUAAUUUUCUCAUUUAACUUUUCAACUUUAUAUUUGUCUUCUGUGUUUCUCCCCUUUUCUUUUAAAUAAAUUAUUUUGUUCCAAUUACACAUAGACAGA